AUGGCCGUCGUGGUGAUCAAGCAGGAUUUGCGCGGUGCUCAAAGUGACAAUACAAGUGGACAUGAAGACCCGCCCCUGCUGCUCCAGCUGCGGUCAUCAGCUGGCCCCGUCGCCCUCACCAGCGAGAGAGCCCGUGGGAGCCUGGGCCAACCAUGCAGCACGAGCAGCAGCGCCUGCACCCGCUCCGCCCUGGGCCGCAGGCCGAGCGGACAGGCAGCCAAGUCGCCCCCCGCGGAGAGGUGGCCGUGCUGCCAGCCAGUCGGUGCGCGAAGAGACGAGACCGUCCAGCGCCGCAAGGAGGAGCUCCCCAAGGCCGCCGUCACCGCCUUCCAGCACCUGGAGGCCGCGCUGCUGCCAGCGCCUGCGGCGACUAGGGCUGAGCUGCCAGACGAGGCGGCCCAGCUUGCCUGGGGGGCCGCCAGGCGGGCCACCAAGGCCCUCAACGAGGCCAUAGACGCCACCGAGCAGGCCCGCUCAUGGCUCGCGCAAGAGGGCCUCUCCUUCGAGCUGGGCGACGCCUUCGACUUCGAGGGCUUCAAGGCCGAGUUCUCCAAGCAGGUGGGGCCCAUGUUCAAGCCAGCCGCCGAGGAGCUCAGCCGACGGCGAGAGGCAUUGUCCAAGCUGCAGGAGGACUUCCGCAGGAAGACCAAGAAGAGGCGGUGCGAAGACGAAGGCACUGAUGGCGCCGGCGGCCCUGUUGCUCAGGAGGCUGGCACUGCGGGGGCCGACAGCGCCAGCAGGGCGGGGGCCCUGGGUGCGGGGGGCGCCGCGGGCGCCUGCGGCGCUGGCCCCCAGCGCGGCGCCGCUGGCGGCGCGGCGAGCAUCUCCAGGGAGCGCCUGAACGAGCUCGGGGCGGCAGCGAAGGCCGACCGCGCGGCUGGCCAGGAACAGCGGCUGCGCCGCCGAGGCCUGCGAGGCGCCCUCGCCCCUGACAGCAGGAAGCAGGACAGCCUCGACCUGCGGCACCUGGGGGCCGGCCGCAGCAUGUCUCCACGGGCAGCUACACAUGCUUCCACACCGAUGGGGGUCAAGCGGGGCGGCGCCCUCGCGGCCAGCGUGUAUCUGGGCGGCGACCGCCUGGGAGAGAACCUCGGGAGGGGCCCUGCGGGCCCUCGGGCGCGCGCUCGAGGCGUCGGGGGGCCCUUCGUGAUCGGCGGGGGCUUCAACUUUGGGCUUGGGUUAUUCACGGAUAAGGCUCGGCUCUGGCUCGAGGGCAUCUGCGGCCAAGUCGCCAGCAACUCCGAGGGCCUCGGCGGCUGCCACUUCGCCGAGGACGCGCCGCCAUCGGGGCUCGACUUCUUCAUCGUGUCUCAGGACCUCGCCCGCAGCUGGGGCCCAGAGCUGAUCGACGCCGAGGUGCAGGCGCUCUGCGAGGGCGCCAACUGCCAGAAUGACCUUGACAGGGCCUUCCUGGGCAUCAUGGGGCACGUUGAGGACGAGUUGCUGAGCAUCUACUACAUCGACCCCGCCGACGCAGGCAAGAUGGCGCGGCCGUUGCAGGCCCUGGCGCUUUGGCUGCGCAGAGGAGCCGAGGGCCCCCUCCCAGACGCCACGCGCCGUGGCCUGCCAGCCGCCUGGAAGGGCGCUCCCCAGGACGGCCCCUCCGCGUCGCCUGAGGCCCGCGCUGCCUGGGCAGACGCCCUGACAGCUGGGGCGACCGCGCUCGCGGACACCUUCCGCGUGGGCCAGGCCAAGGGCUUCUCGGAGUGGGUUCCGCGGUCAAUGAAGGCGGGAGGUGGAGCUGUCCAUGCCUACAACAGGGGGCCCCAGGGCGGGCUGCCCGACGAGAUCGUGGAGGGCGCCCCCGUGGGCGGGCGGUCGACGCGGCCGCCGCUGGAGAGGCCCUCGCUCGAGCGAGCUGGCAGGGCGGCAAAGCAGUUUGCCGGGCGCACAGGGGCGGGGGCCGACCUUUUCAACCCAAGGCUCAUAGCGGGCCUCAGCAACCUCUGCGUCGAGAGCCUCGACCUCUGCAUGGCCUGCGAGCGCCUCGGCGCGCGGAGGCAGGAGGGCGCCCUGGCCCCCACAGCUUCGGCGCUCAGCAUUUACAAGGGUCCAAGGGGGAUCGUCCUCGCCGGCAUCGUCUCAGAGGCCUUCCACCGGGCGACGGGCUCGGUGGCUGGGCGCGGACGCGCCGGACGCCUGCCCCGAUGCUGCGUGGCCGUCGUCGACGCGGAGCACCGCGGAAUGUGCAUGCUGGCGCCCCUGGCCAUCGCGUUCGAUGACUGCUCCCUGCGCGCGACGGGCACCGAGGCAGAGGUCGGCAUCUUGCUGGACCAGACGGCGGGGGCAGUCGCCGGGAGUUUCGAGCGGAUCUUGGGCGCCGUGGUUUCGAGGGGAAAGAGCGAGAUCCUCGGCGGCUCCGACGGGCUCCGCCGCAUCAUAGAGCCCAGCGUGGCUGUGGGCGCCUUCUUGCGCGCCAAGGCGGCCAGGAACCUCGGGGUGGACUACGCCAUGGGCGGGAAGGCUGUCACCGUGGCCAGCUCGAGCACGUUCACGAGCAGCUCCCAGGCCGACCGCGCCCUACGUGUGCGACGAUCGUCCAAGGCCGCGGGGGCUCAACUCAUCUACUCAGGUCUGAAGCCUGUCGCGACCUACGGCAUCUCGUGCAUGGCCUGGUCCACCAAGGCGCCGCUGCGCUGGCGGUCGCAGGGCCUGGCGGCGAGCCUGCAGCGCCCCGUCGACCCGGGGGCCAUCGACAAGCGCGCCCUCGGCCGCGAGGCCUCCCCGCCGCUGGCGAGUUCAGGGCGCUGCCCUGUGGGCUGCGAGGCGAGGGGGGCCCUCGGGCACCUGGCUUGGGACUGCCCCGCGCUGGGCGGCAUGCGCAGGCAGUGGGAGGUUGACGACCCGAACCUCGACCGCUUCCUGAGCUCUGGGGGCCCUCGCGACGCCGACAGCGUGCGCGCCCAAUGGUCGAGGCGCCUGGUCAAGGAGGGAUACUGUUGGUUCAGGGUCGAGGACGGUAUCGACCCCCCUGCCCUGGCCGCCGUCAGAUGCGCGGUGCCAGAUUGCAAGCAGAGGUACUUGCUGCUGCCGUUGCACGAUUCGGUGCACGAGGCGGAGACUAUGUUGAGGCACAAGUUCCGGGGCCUGCGCCGCGCCACGAGGUUCGUCCGCGACGUCCUGAAGGGCAGCGGCCGAAGCGAGUCCGUGCUGGUGCAUUGCGUACAGGGCAUGUCGCGCGGCGCGGCGGUUGUUUGCGCGUACCUCAUGGAGUACGAGAGCGCUCGGAUGGACCGCGCCGUGGCGGAGGUGCGCGGCAAGCACCCCGGCUGCCUGGUCUCCCAGCACUGGCUGAACUUGCUGCAGAAGUUCGACGCCGAGUUGUUGCGAGGCCUGCUUUGAGCGGCCCCGCGUCUUCGUAGAAGCGUGGGCCGGUGGCUGGUUUUCCUCGUGCGAGGCGGAGGCGGAGGCGCAGCGAUAGCAAGAAGGCGAGG
This is a messenger RNA of Prorocentrum cordatum, 3434 nucleotides long. NCBI's taxonomy places the organism in Eukaryota, Dinophyceae, Prorocentrales, Prorocentraceae. The record is from the annotation of a GenBank genome assembly.